CCCCGGGGGGGUUGCUCGGGGCAUCAGCUCUGGGGGCUUGGGGCUCCCCUGCACCAUCCCCCGGGGCUCGGCGGGGGCUGCAGGUACCCACCAGCCGCCCCGGGGCAGGGGGGCUGCGGCCAGGGGGGUGCAAAGGGGUGGGGUGGGGGUCCCCGGAGGGCGCGCCCUGCCCGGGAGCGGAUCAGGCGCGGGGGAGGGGUCCCGGGCGGCGCUGCCGGAGCGAGGGGCAGCGGCGGUGCCCGGCCGCGGGGCGGGGGGGUGGUCGCGCCCGGGCGGGGCGGGGCGGGGCGGCGGGGUUAUGUAAAGCGGCGGAUUACCGGGACCCGGGCCUGGGGCGCGGCCGGGCGGCGCCGCGAUGGGAGCAGCGAGCAGCGGCCCCGGGCCGGCCCCGGCCCCGGUGCGGCCCCCCCAGGGCCGCGCCGUGGGGUCGUGGGUGCGGGCGCUGCUGGGCCGCGCUGGGCCGGUACCAGUACCGGGGUCGGGGCUCGCCCUGGCCCCGCGGGGCCCCGCCGAGGAGCCGCCGCUGCCCGGGUGGCCGCUGCCGCAGCUCGUCUCGCUUUUCCUGCCGGAGUUCCCCGUCCGCCCCUCCGCCCGCCAGCAGCAGCUUAAGAUCCUGGGUUUCGUGGCCAAAGGCUCCUUCGGGACCAUCCUUAAAGUGCUGGACUGCGGGCGGGAGAAGGUCUGCGCCGUGAAGGUUAUGCCCAAAGUGGAGGUGCUGCGCCGCGACACCCUCAAGCAGUGCAAGGAAGAAGUCAGCAUCCAGAGACAGGUCAGGCACCCGUUUGUCCACGGGCUGGGGGACAGCUGGCAGGGCCAGCGCCACCUCUUCAUCAUGUGCACCUACUGCAGCACCGGAGACCUUCAUGCACUGUGGCGUGCCGCCGGGUGCUUUGCUGAGGCCACCGUCCGCCUGUUCGCCGCUGAGCUGGUGCUGGUGCUUGUGUACCUCCACGACCUGGGCAUCAUGCACAGAGAUGUGAAGCACUUGUCUUGUUUCAGAUGGAGAACAUCCUCCUGGAUGAGAGAGGUAAGAGUCUGGUGGCGCUGUCUUGGGGACACCCCAUCCAUGGGGACACCCCAUCCAUGGGGACACCCCAUCCAUGGGGACACCCCAUCCAUGGGUCUCUGUGCAGUGUCUUGCUCUACAGGGCACCUCAAGCUCACCGACUUUGGCCUCUCCCGGCACCUGCAGUGGGGUGAGCGAGCCCACACAAUCUGUGGCACCCUGCAGUACAUGGCCCCGGAGGUGCUGAGCGGGGGGCCCUACAGCCAUGCAGCUGACUGGUGGUCCCUGGGAGUCCUGCUCUUUGCCCUGGCCAGCGGGGAGUUCCCCGUGGCACCGGCAGGGGACCACGUGGCCAUGCUGGAGCGCGUCAAGCAGAGCAGCUAUGAGAGCCCACCCACGUUCAGCCCCGCGCUGGCCCGGCUGCUUGCUGAGCUGCUGUGCCACAACCCCCUGCACCGCCUGCGCUACCUCCACCACUUCCAGGGCCACCCCUUCUUCCGCGGGGUGGCCUUUGAUGCCGACCUGCUGCAGAAGGACCCGGUGGCGGUGGCGGUGGCCCCGUGCCCCCCUGAGCAGCCCCCGCCUGACCUUGCCACCUUUGCUGACUUCGACUACGACCUUGCCACCCCCCCGGGGCGGCCCUGGCCCGGCUGAAGCACCGUGGCUGGGACCCCCGGCAUCGCUCAGGGACAUCCUCCCCACCCCGGCGGCGGGUCGGACCCCGCUGGGCCGGGUCCCCCUUACCCCAAGGCUGUACCUCUCCCCGCGGGAGCAAUAAACCCCGGAGCCGCGG
Messenger RNA from Falco peregrinus (peregrine falcon), 1799 nucleotides. It is a transcript of the gene RSKR, whose product is annotated as ribosomal protein S6 kinase related. Lineage: Eukaryota; Metazoa; Chordata; Aves; Falconiformes; Falconidae. Gene Ontology annotation, biological process: protein phosphorylation. Gene Ontology annotation, molecular function: protein kinase activity; ATP binding. The record is from RefSeq and is a predicted model, not a curated record.